UGGAGAAUGGUGGGUUGGUUGAUCCUAGUGCUAGCCUUGGCCCGUCCUGGGAUGUUGGAUGGGAAGGAUACAGAAGAAUCUGGUUUAAGCUGUGGAGAAGAUGGGUUCACGUAUACAAUCCCUAAGAGCCAAAUUGGAGAUUCAUUCCCUAAACUGAUGGUUAUGGUUAAAGGAAGUCUACAAGAAUUAACGGAAGACAUUUCAUGUGGCUCCAGCCUGACAGAAACUUCUGAUGGUUCUUUAACAAUUACUGUGUCCUACUAUGGAUGUUACGUCAGCCAAAUGGAUGACUCAUUUGUGAUGGCCCUCACUAUUUCCUAUAAAGAUGACUAUGGGGCAUGGAAGAUCCCUGAGCAAAAAGAGCUGAAGUGUCCGAUCAGGCCAGCCAUGGAUGCUCCAAGCCCCAGUCAAUGUGCCACCAUAGACAAGCUAGAGCGACUCCUCUGCGGCAACGCGUCAGUCAGCAGUGAUCAGUGUCAGAGUCUGGGUUGCUGCUAUGAUCCUAGCGACCGUGUGAAUACCUGCUACUAUGGCAAUAAAGUGACAGCCCAGUGCACAAAUGAUGGGAUCUUCUCUGUGGCAAUCUCAAAAUAUGUAACCCUGCCUAAACUUGACCUGGGAGCAGUGAAACUGACCAGAGCUAUCAACCCAAACUGUGGACCAACUACUACAACAGACUCCUUUCUUCUCUUCCAGUUCCCCCUCUCUGCAUGUGGAACAACUUCUAAGCUUGUAGGCAGUCUCCUCUUCUAUGAAAAUGAGCUCAUGGCAAAAAGGACAGUGCAGACCUGGCAAGGAUCCUCCAUCACUAGAGACAGCACCUUCAGGCUGACCAUCCGCUGCAGUUUAUCUUCAGAUAUGCAAAUUCCAUUAAACAUACCUGUAAAUGUCUUUACACUGGCUCCACCACCAGGAGUGACCAGUCAAGGUCCGCUAAGUCUGGAGCUGAGGAUUGCAAAAGAUGUUCGGUAUACUCAAUAUUACACGGAUGGAGAGUAUCCAAUUUUAAAGGUGCUGAGAGAUCCAGUGUUUGUGGAGGUCCUUCUCUUGCAGCGAGUGGAUCCACAGUUGGUACUGUUGCUUCAGCAGUGUUGGGCAACCCCAACAGUCGAUCCCUUUAAUCCCAUACAGUGGCCUCUUCUGCUGAAUGGGUGCCCAUUUCCAGGUGACAACUAUGCAACAUUGAUUUCCUCUAUAGACCAGUCUGCCUCCAGUAUACAAUUCCCAUCUUACUACAAGCGGUUCAUCGUGGACACUUUCACCUUUACAGAUGCAACAUCACAACCUCUGCAAGGCAAUGUGUAUUUUCACUGCAGUGCCUCAGUGUGUGCGCAGUCUGCCACCCAGUCCUGCUCUACAGUCUGUUCUCCAGGAUUUAUAGCAGGAAGAUCAAAGAGGCAUGUGUAUCAACCAAAUAUGAAUAUGGUGUCUUCUCAUGGACCUGUAGACUUCAGAGUUUCUUCAGAAAAUUUGAAACUGAGAGAGUCCAAGGAAUCUGCUGUAAUGACCGACGUAUUGUGGGUUGGAAUUGUAUCUGCACUGGCUGUGGUCUGUGUAGCUGUGGCAGCCAUGAGUAUCUGGAGAUUCACUGUAAAAAGAAAACAGAAUGUGGCACUAGUGAACAUGUAACACUAAAAGAUGAUACAACUGCAGUGCCAGACUGACUCUCCUUCAAACUAUACAGUCUCUAAAGCUAGACUAAUCUAGUACCACAGAGCACCCCGGCAUACCAGCCUCAUGAUUUGUUACUACAUUCCUUGAUUUGUUGGAUAAUCUCAGCAACUACAGAGCUUGCGUUACAAUUUCUGUGAAAUAACAAUCUAUGGUAGAGGUUCUGUCAGUCAUCCCUGUAACUAAAAUGACAGGGGGGCAAUGGUCAGAACAAAUCAUUAAGCUAAGAUGUUUGACCCUUCAUCCAUCUGACAUUGUAACUGUUCAUUAUUGUACCUCUGCUUUCAUUGGCAUUCUGAUAUCUAACAAAUACACUUCUAUUGUGUGUAAAUCUGCAGAAAAUUAACUUUGUA
Messenger RNA from Pelobates fuscus (common spadefoot toad), 2024 nucleotides. RefSeq names its product zona pellucida sperm-binding protein 4-like. Bases 7 to 1629 code for a protein of 540 amino acids. Gene Ontology annotation, molecular function: acrosin binding; structural constituent of egg coat. Gene Ontology annotation, biological process: prevention of polyspermy; binding of sperm to zona pellucida. The record is from RefSeq and is a predicted model, not a curated record. The transcript has 12 exons. Gene Ontology annotation, cellular component: egg coat. NCBI's taxonomy places the organism in Eukaryota, Metazoa, Chordata, Amphibia, Anura, Pelobatidae.